Molecule: messenger RNA, 1254 nt
Organism: Pelagomonas calceolata
Lineage: Eukaryota; Pelagophyceae; Pelagomonadales; Pelagomonadaceae
Source: the annotation of a GenBank genome assembly
AUGUCCGGACACGUCAUCGCGGCGGCCGAGGCCGCGGCGCGCCUCAAGCUCGAGACGUACGAGUCCACGUUCGAGGUCGAGGCGCCGGGCACGGGCCGGCUGGGCGUGGCGUUCCGCGACUCGAGCGAGCUCUGGACGGUGACGCCGGGCGGCGCGCUGCACCGGCUCGGCGUCUAUCCGGGCUGCUUGCUGCUGCGGGCGAACGGCCGGCCCUGCGGCGCGACGGACGAGUCAGCAUUACAGGCGCUCGAGGCCGCGGCGGCGGACGGCGACGAGGUCCGCGUCCUACUCUUCGCGCGGCCGCCGCCGCCGCAGGUCCCCGGCGAGUGCCGCGCGCCGCGGCGGUCGCCGCCGGCCGAGCUGCUACGCGGCGACGACGGCCGCGGGCGGCGCGCGCGGACGUCGCGGGACUCCCUCGACGGGGAAGAUUGUUUCAUCAAGACCCUGCGGGACCACGCCACGGCCCUCGAGGCGCGCGAUCUGCUCCGCGAAGCUGCGGUUUUGGCGCGCCUCGCGCCGCACCCGCACGUCGCCCGCCUUGUGGCCUGGUCCGCGCCGGACUCGGUGCCGUGGGCGGCCCUUGCGCGCGUCCCCGGCCAGGACCUGGAAAGUUACCUGAAGGAGGAGUCGUUCGUCGAGCGCGUGGGCGCGGCGCCGCGCUGGACGCUGGAAACGGCGCUCGAGGUGGCGCGCCACGUGGCUUCCGCGCUGGCGCACUGCCAUUCGUCGGCGGCCCUCGGCGGCCCUCCAUUGCUGCACCGCGACGUCAAGCCGGCGAACGUCGUCCUCGAGGCGCUGCCCGCGAUCCCGCUGCCGUCCACAAAACACCGGUCGCGCUUCUCCUUCGGCGACGCGCCGCCGCUGCGAUUCCGGGCGACACUCGUGGACUUUGGCUUGUGCGCGGUGCUCGACGACCGCCGCGCGCUCACGGCGCACACGGGCUCGCCUCGUUACAUGGCGCCCGAGAACGCGCUCUCCUCCUCAUACAGUACGCCGUCGGACGUCUACUCCGCGGCGCUCGUCGCCUGGGCCGCGUGUUCACGAAGACAGCCGUUCCGCGACCUCAGCACCAAGGAGCACGCGGAAAAGGUCAUCGGCGGGCGCCUGCGCCCGCCGCCCCUCGCGGACGCGCCGCCCGAGCUCGACGACCUGCUUUCCCGCGCGUGGGCGCCCGACCCUUCGUCGCGGCCCGACGCCGCGGACUUCUCCGACGGCCUCGCCGAGGCGCUCGUCGCGGUGCGCUUCGGCGAAUAG